Messenger RNA from Didymosphaeria variabile, 807 nucleotides. RefSeq lists its product as uncharacterized. The record is from RefSeq and is a predicted model, not a curated record. The transcript has a single exon. The coding region runs from base 1 to 807 and encodes 268 amino acids. NCBI's taxonomy places the organism in Eukaryota, Fungi, Ascomycota, Dothideomycetes, Pleosporales, Didymosphaeriaceae.
AUGGCGACAUCUAUUAUUUUGGGUGCAGCAGGCCUAGCUGUCACCGUCCUCGACAUCGCCUCGUUCUUGCAAAGCCUUGGUGGUACUCCCGACCCCCUAAAGCAAACCCAAGUCACGCUCGUCGUCGGCAAUGCUCCAAACAGCGAAGGAAGCAUGCCCGAUAUCUAUGCCAAAGGCCCUUUUGGCUUCCAGCUUGCGCACACCUCCGAUAAAUCACUUUUCAAGGACGGGCAUCUCGAAGGAUCCCAGGCCAAAACAUUUAUUAUUGACAAUGAUCCUGGCAUCGAUUUCCAGACCCAAGUCCAUCAGCCGCAGUACGUAUCGGUAGUCAUGACCCAAGGCGAUGCGAUCUGCCUGUCUGCAGUCAUUGCAAAUGGCGACGGUGCGACGUAUACAUGGACCGGAGACAUGGGCGCACAGUGCGGUGCAGAGUGGUAUGAAAGUGACUUUGCGUUUGGAAAUUCGAAUGUCCCGCCGAAGUGUGUGUGGUUGGAUUCUGAUCAUAGCAACGACAUCGUGGCCAGUGCUGUUAGCAUGCACAUGACAGACUUCGCCGGUCCAUUGCUCCCGCAAUAUCAAGAGACGAAUGAAGCAGGCGAUAAUAUCGGAGAUGCUCGACUCUGCAAGAACUCGGCACGGAUGACAUUCUACCAUGACUUCAAGUAUGAGAAUUGGGCGGUAUUCGAGCAACCUCUGAAAUUCAAUGGAAGCGGCGCGUUCGAGGAACCUGAUCUAGGGAUUGACAGAGAGAAGCGUGCUUAUCCGGACGGGGUACGAGUUCUCCUCACAGCUCGUGCGAAUCACUGA